Messenger RNA from Ornithorhynchus anatinus (platypus), 738 nucleotides. RefSeq names its product olfactory receptor 502-like. The record is from RefSeq and is a predicted model, not a curated record. Gene Ontology annotation, biological process: sensory perception of smell; G protein-coupled receptor signaling pathway. Gene Ontology annotation, molecular function: odorant binding; olfactory receptor activity; G protein-coupled receptor activity. The transcript has a single exon. Gene Ontology annotation, cellular component: membrane. NCBI's taxonomy places the organism in Eukaryota, Metazoa, Chordata, Mammalia, Monotremata, Ornithorhynchidae. Bases 1 to 738 code for a protein of 245 amino acids.
AUGUGUAUCUCCUCAACUGCCACUCCAAAAUUACUGGAGAACUCACUAAUGGGGAAGACAAGUAUUUCCUAUAUGGAGUGUGCUGUGCAGUUCUUUAUCGCUAGUAUUUUUGGACCUGCUGAGUGCCUCCUUUUGGCCGCGAUGGCAUAUGAUCGAUACGUGGCCAUCUGCAAACCACUGGCUUACCCAGCAAUUAUGUCUAAGAGGUUCUGUCUUCUUAUGGUAGUGGACUCAUACCUGGGAAGUUUGUUAACUGCUUUCGUAUUUACAAGUAAUUUAUUCAGAUUAUCCUUCUGUGGGCCCAAUGUUAUCAAUCAUUUCUUCUGUGAUUUCCCUCCCCUACUGAAGCUUUCCUGUUCUGACACGACACUUGCUAAAAUAAUUCCUUCAUCUUUUGCCACCCUUCUAAUUCUGUCCACACUGGCGAUCAUAGUUGUUUCUUACCUAUAUAUUAUGUUGGCCAUUCUCAGAAUAAAAUCAUCCGCGGGUCGAGGAAAAGCCUUCUCCACUUGUGCUUCCCAUUUGACCGCAGUCAGUCUAUUUUAUGGGUCUUCAGCAUUCAUUUAUAUGCUGCCCAAAUCCAAAUACUCAAUGGAUCAGAAGAAAGUUGUGUCCAUGUUCUACAUGGUUGUGAUCCCCAUGUUGAAUCCACUGAUCUACACCCUGAGGAACAAAGAAGUGAAGGAAGCUUUGAAAAGGACACUUGGUAUCAAAGGGAUUUAUUAUGGGCAAUUCUAG